Messenger RNA from Jatropha curcas, 1042 nucleotides. RefSeq lists its product as uncharacterized. Gene Ontology annotation, molecular function: dynein intermediate chain binding. Lineage: Eukaryota; Viridiplantae; Streptophyta; Magnoliopsida; Malpighiales; Euphorbiaceae. Gene Ontology annotation, biological process: microtubule-based process. The record is from RefSeq and is a predicted model, not a curated record. Gene Ontology annotation, cellular component: cytoplasmic dynein complex.
UGGGUAUCAGAGGAAUAUUUGAAAUCUCAAUUUAUAGCAGAUAUAUUUGUUUUUAGUAAAGGAUUUGUAGCGGAAUGAAUAAAGAAAGAUUUAGGUGCAGAAUUAGAAUUGGUUGUGGAAAAUAUUCACCACAUAAUAGCAGCGUUCCCCAACAUUGUGGAUGUAAAUGGAGAUGGGAAAGCAGUAGAAAGAAACAGACAAAAAAUGGUGUACCAGAAAGGUCAGGCUACGUGCAAAAGUAAGAAACUACCCCUUUGGCAUAUGAAAACAAACCACCAUUAAUUAUUUACACCUCUUUAUAGGGAAGCUUCUCGCCGGUUGUCAGCUGCAAAAUGAAAUCCCAGUUCCCAUACAAAUAUAAAUUACAAGAUAACACAUGAAAAUUUAAAAAGAAAAUAAAAUAGUCCCUUGUGAGACUAGAGAGAGAGAGAGAUGCUGGAAGGAAAAGGUAUGAUAAAGGAAACAGACAUGCCAGUGAAGAUGCAGAUCCAAGCCAUGGCAUGUGCUUCUCAAGCCCUUGAUAUCUAUGAUGUUUUUGAUUGUGUCUCGAUUGCUGCCCACAUCAAGAAGGAAUUUGAUAUGAUGCAUGGUGGUGGAUGGCAAUGUGUGGUGGGUUCAAAUUUUAGCUGCUUCUUUACUCACAAGGAGGGAACUUUCAUCUAUUUUUCAAUGGAGUCUCUCAAUUUCCUUAUUUUUAAGGGCGCUUCUUCCUAGGAGCAUACAUAUAAUGUUACUGGUAGAUACACAUGUAUAUGAAGCUGUUAGCUAUGGCUAGCUUAAAUGGUAGUUUAGAGUGGUUCUUAUUUCCUCUCUCCAGGCAUCUGGUACUCACUUCAUGAAAGCAUUGAUGGCUACAAAUUGCUAAUAAUUUUGUAAUAACUUAGCUUUUUCUGAAAGUCUCUGUCAGUAACAAGAAGUUCCAGUUUGCACCAAAUGAAAGUGCAAGCCAGAAGAAGCAAUUUAGUUUUCGUACCUUUUUGAACUUAAUUAGUGUAUGAUAAAAUGCAGGUUCAGUGAAAAAGGCAAACAGGAUAUUUUAGUA